This is a messenger RNA of Trypanosoma conorhini, 2769 nucleotides long. Its product is annotated as Ser/Thr protein phosphatase. NCBI's taxonomy places the organism in Eukaryota, Euglenozoa, Kinetoplastea, Trypanosomatida, Trypanosomatidae. The transcript has a single exon. Gene Ontology annotation, cellular component: cytosol; nucleus. Gene Ontology annotation, molecular function: calcium ion binding; protein serine/threonine phosphatase activity. The record is from RefSeq and is a predicted model, not a curated record. Bases 1 to 2769 code for a protein of 922 amino acids.
AUGGGCUGCAUCAACUCAAAAAGGGCCGUCUCGCGUGGGGGCACGGCGGGCCCCGACAGGCCGGGCCGCGGCAGAGUGAACGGGCUCGGCGCCGGCCCCUACGCCGGCAGGGGGGCGGGGGACCAACUCCACUGGUCGCGGUGCCACUUCUGCGGGAAGCGCAUCCCUGAGAAGGAGCUCAACGCCCACACCGUCAACUGCGACGAUCGCGAGGUGACCUGCGUGAACUCGUGGUGCCGCGAGAUUGUGAAGCAGGGGCUGAUGCAGCAGCACCUCGACGAGUGCAACAAGAGGCAGCAGGCGAUGUGCUACAAGUGCGGUGCGGUGCUGCCUGCCACCGAGAUGCCGACCCACCGAGACAGCUGCCAACCACAGCGGUGCUCCGCGUGCGGGGAGCUCUGCAUCACGCGUAUCAUGAAGUGGUGCCCCGACAACUUCGUCAGCCGCCUCAGCAUCACGCAUGGGCCCUUCGCCACGGAGGCGCUGCUGGCGCGGCACGUCACCGGCGGGAAGCAAGGCGGCGAUGGGGCAGCUGCGGCACGGGGGCGCGUUAGCUACAACGUGGCACGAAUGCAGCUUCUCUGGCGAUGGAUGAAGGCCAAGCUGUACAUUGAGGAAACCAUCUUUCGUCUGACCUUUCGGGAGCUGGACCUCAAGAAGGAGGGGUUUGCCAUAUUUAAGGCGCGCGACGACGUCAGUCAGUCCAGCGUGCUGGUGCCAAAACGUUCACGCUCCGUCAUCCAGUCUGUGACGACACCCGCCUUCACAGUGCACUAUAUAGCAUCCUCCCCGGCCACGCCCAUUUCUCUUUCAGACAUUCUACACCUCAUGAAGGACCUUGAGAAACAUGUGUUGCCCCCACAACCUUCUGCCUGGCGUGUCUUCUCCCAGGCCCUGAAUCUGCUUAACACCAUGCCAAACGUCGUGCGCCUUGACCCUCCUCUCGGGGCACGUGUCUCAAACGGAAUGGUUAUGCAAGGCUCAAAAACUAUUGUGGUUGGAGACCUGCAUGGACAGCUGGGGGACCUCCUACACAUCCUCAAUGAGAAUGGCAUGCCAAGCGAAGGCACAUAUUACAUUUUUAACGGAGACUUUGUGGACCGUGGCCCCCAAGGUGUGGAGGUAUUGUUAAUUCUCUUCUCGCUUCUGCUGGUCUGUCCCAAAUACGUCGCCCUGAACCGUGGCAACCACGAGUGUGACUACAUGAAUGACGAGUAUGGGUUCGAUGUCGAGGUCAGCACUAAAUACGAUCGGAACACGUUUCGUCUUAUCCAGCGCUGCUUCUGCGCCCUGCCCCUUGCAACCAUCAUUGGAAAGAAGGUGUUCGUCGUGCAUGGCGGUCUGCCACGCCGCAAGGGUGUGACACUUGCGGACAUUGGCCGGAUUCAGCGCUUCCGGCAGAUUCCAAUGCCGGAGAACUCGCAGCCGGAGGAGGAUGAGCUUUUCCAGGACCUGCUGUGGUCGGACCCGGUGGAGGAGAUGCAGGGGUGGCGGGAGAGCGUGCGGGGGGCGGGGGUCAUCUUCGGCCCCGACCUCACCCACGACUUUCUCAAGAACAACGAACUAGAGCUCAUCGUGCGCUCGCACGAGGAGUGCCUGAAAGGGUACGAGGAGCACCACGACAGGAAACUCCUGACCGUGUUUUCCGCGAGCAACUACGAUGGACCCGAGUCAAACCUAGCCAGCUACGCCGUCUUCAUCGGCGACAACCCCGAGCCGACGUGCCACCCGUUCCGCGUCGAGGAAGACGAGGAGUUGUACGCCGCCGUUGACCUCUUCGAGCCUUUCACGCCCACCGUGGCGAAGUCCACCAGCCUCCCCACAGUUUCCCAGUCAAGCCUUCUCUUGCGGCGACGGACACGGGAUGACGUGCUCCGCGUGUUGCGCGAGCGCAUCUACCAACGACGGCAUCGGCUUCUCUCCUACUUUUCGAAGCUUGACCGCACCUGCAAAGGGUCUGUGUGGAAGAUUGAGUGGACGGAGGCGAUGCGCAAUGUGCUUAACUUAGACCUUCCGUGGUUCUUUCUGCGCGGCUACCUCGUGGCUGAGGACGAGAACUCACGCAUCUGGUACUCGCCUUUUCUGGAGAAGUUCCACAGCUUUCUUCAACCGCUUUGGCUCAGGGAUUGGAUGGAAAGUGCACUGUAUAGGCUGGUGGGGAAGCAACGAGACGGCCAUCGCACCCAGUCCGUUUCAGUGUCGUUUAGCAAGGGAAUGGUCAACUACGCGGAUUUCUGCUCCGUCAUUCGGGUCGUUGACUACACGACAAGUGAGGCGCAACUCUUUCAACUGUUUAUUUACCUAGACAAGGACGGCAAGGGCCUGAUUGAUGGACCGAAUUUCCUGGAGCUGCUCGCGGAGAAGGCGGCGCACCCCGUGUCCGACCCCCUGCGCUGGGAUCUUGAGGCCAUGGAGCAGCUGCAGAGCGUCGUCAUCCAGGCCCGGAGUCAGCUGCCGUACAUCUUUAAGGUCUCCGCCACGGACCGCGCACUGACGCCGGAGCGGUUCUUUAAGGGUAUUGAUCAGCUCCGCCGCGGGAUGCGGAAGGAUGUGACCCAGGCGCAGAGGGAGAAAAUAUACGAUUUCAUGCAGGAGCGGGCCCCGCCGCCUGGCGUCAUGUUCGAACACUUUUUGUUCAUCACUUCGGUGUUUGACGUGCAGGCACUCCCAUGGAACUCCGCGGUGGCCCCCGAGGAGGUCCGCGUCAUGCUUCCCACGCUGGGUAAUCACAGCUUCGUCGUUAGGGAGGGGGUCGCAGUGUGGGAGUGA